AUGGUUUCUCUGCUUACAAUGUCGAUGAGUGGUACUAACCCAUGGCCUCAAGCCCAAAUUGGUUUGGGUAUUCGGCCCAUUAAAAGACAGCUGAAGAUUAAAUGCACGGUGCAGAUCGACAUAUCGGAAUUACCCUUACAACGGCCACUAUUCACUCCCAGAACCACUGCCACUCCGCCGCAGCAUAAUUCUCUCAAGCUAAACAUCUUCCAGAAAGCGGCGGCGAUUGCAAUCAACGCAGCUGAGCGCUCGUUGAUCUCACGCGAGCAAGAUACUCCUCUUCCCAAAACCGCCGAUCCACGUGUUCAGAUCGCCGGAAACUAUUCUCCAGUACCGGAAUCUUCCGUUCGGCAAUCUCUCACCGUCGAAGGAAUAAUCCCCGACUGCAUUGAUGGGGUUUACGUCCGUAAUGGCGCAAAUCCGAUGUUCGAGCCAAUAGCGGGGCACCAUUUAUUCGACGGAGACGGAAUGGUUCACACCGUUAAAAUAACCAACGGUUCAGCUAGCUACGCGUGCCGGUUCACUAAAACCGAGAGAUUGCUGCAAGAGAAACGAUUGGGCCGACCGGUUUUUCCAAAAGCAAUUGGCGAGCUUCACGGCCACUCGGGAAUCGCACGUUUAAUGCUGUUUUACGCACGUGGGCUCUGUGGUCUCAUCAACAACCAAAACGGCGUCGGAGUAGCAAACGCCGGUCUAAUUUAUUUCAAUAACCGGCUUUUAGCCAUGUCGGAAGACGAUUUACCGUACCAACUGAGAAUUACGCCAACCGGCGAUCUCCAAACGGUUGGGCGUUACGAUUUCGACGGUCAGUUAAAAUCCGCGAUGAUCGCACACCCGAAACUCGACCCGGUUACGAAAGAGCUCCACGCGUUGAGCUACGAUGUCGUCAAGAAGCCUUACCUGAAGUACUUCAGAUUCUCGCCGGACGGUGUUAAAUCGCCGGAUUUAGAGAUUCCGCUGGAAACUCCGACGAUGAUUCACGAUUUCGCUAUAACGGAGAAUUUCGUGGUUAUUCCCGACCAGCAAGUCGUGUUUAAGCUCGGCGAGAUGAUUGCCGGAAACUCUCCGGUGGUUUUCGACGAGAACAAAGUUUCACGAUUGGGGAUAAUGCCCAAGGACGCGACGGAGGCUUCUGAGAUAAUCUGGGUAAAUUCGCCGGAGACAUUCUGUUUCCAUCUCUGGAACGCGUGGGAAUCGCCGGAGACGGAGGAAGUUGUGGUAAUCGGAUCUUGUAUGACGCCUGCGGAUUCUAUCUUCAACGAGAAAGACGAGAAUUUGAAAAGCGUCUUGACGGAGAUCAGGAUAAACCUCAGGACGCGUGAGUCCACGCGCCGCGCGUUGUUGGACCAAGAGAUGAAUUUAGAGAUCGGUAUGGUUAACCGGAACCGGUUAGGUAGAAAAACCCGGUUCGCGUUUCUGGCUAUCGCUGAUCCUUGGCCAAAAGUUUCCGGUUUCGCUAAGGUUGAUCUUUGCACCGGAGAAAUCAAGAAGUACAUUUACGGCGGAGAGAAGUACGGCGGGGAACCGUUUUUCUUGCCUAAUGGCUCCGGUGACGGCGGAGAAAAUGAAGAUGACGGUUACAUUUUCUGUCACGUUCAUGACGAAGAGAAAGAGACGUCGGAGCUUCAGAUUAUCAACGCCGUUGAUUUAAAGCUUGAAGCUACGAUUAAACUACCGUCAAGAGUGCCGUAUGGGUUUCAUGGCACAUUUGUGGACUCAAGUGAACUCGUGGAUCAAGUAUAA
Messenger RNA from Microthlaspi erraticum, 1743 nucleotides. The record is from the annotation of a GenBank genome assembly. NCBI's taxonomy places the organism in Eukaryota, Viridiplantae, Streptophyta, Magnoliopsida, Brassicales, Brassicaceae.